UAAAGUUAGAAGUAUGCGCUUCACGCGCUUCUCGUCGUAGAGAAGGGAAAAGACUGAUCCUAUUGGCUGAGUCGCAUGUCCGUCUAACAAAAGUACAAAAGUAUCUAAAAGUUGAUAUUGACACUGAGCGGACUUUGCUGGGUUGGUUAUUAGCAGAGCGCGUUCACUGCUCGUCCAGGCGCCGAGCUGCGCGGAGUCUCCAGCUCAGGCCGGCAGCGCUGACAUGCUGCCCAAAGUCGAGACUGAAUCUCUGGGACUCUCUCGAUCGUAUGGAGAACACGGGCGUAUGCCCAGGAAUAUGCAAGCGCCCCAAUUAAAAAUGAUGGACUACACGUAUGACGAAGAUUUGGACGAGAUGUGUCCCGUGUGCGGAGACAAGGUUUCGGGCUACCACUACGGACUUCUAACCUGCGAGAGCUGCAAGGGUUUCUUCAAGCGCACCGUCCAGAACAACAAGCGCUACACAUGCAUCGAAAACCAGAGCUGCCAGAUCGACAAGACCCAACGCAAACGCUGCCCCUACUGCCGCUUCCAGAAGUGCCUCACCGUCGGCAUGAAGCUAGAAGCUGUGCGGGCAGAUCGCAUGCGUGGAGGCCGGAACAAGUUUGGCCCCAUGUACAAGCGCGACCGGGCCCUCAAGCAGCAGAAGAAGGCCCUGAUCCGCGCCAACGGCCUGAAGAUCGAAGCCAUGAGCCAGGUGAUGCAGGCCGUGCCCACUGACCUCACCAUCUCCUCCGCCAUCCAGAACAUCCACUCUGCUGCCUCUAAGGGCCUGCCCCUCACCCACCACGGAGGCCACCACACGGGCCACCACCACCAUCAUCACCACCACCAUCACCACGCCACCGCCCUGCCCCCCACAGACUACGACCGCUCCCCCUUCGUCACCUCGCCUGUCAGUAUGGCCAUGCCCCCCCACGCUGGUAGCCUCCAAGGUUACCAAACGGCAUAUGGACACUUCCAAAGCACGCGCAUCAAAUCUGAAUACCCCGACCCGUACACCAGCUCACCGGAGUCCAUCAUGGGGUAUGCCUACGUAGACGCAUACCAGUCCGGCUCGCCCCCCAGCUUCCCCCACCUCAUCGUGGAGUUGCUCAAGUGUGAACCGGAUGAGCCCCAGGUGCAGGCGAAGAUCCUGGCCUACCUGCAGCAGGAGCAGGCCAGCCGCGGCAAGCACGAGAAGCUCAACACCUUUGGUCUCAUGUGCAAGAUGGCUGACCAGACGCUCUUCUCUAUCGUCGAGUGGGCGAGGAGCAGCAUCUUCUUCAGAGAACUCAAGGUUGACGACCAGAUGAAGCUACUGCAGAACUGCUGGAGUGAGCUGCUCAUCCUGGACCACGUGUUCCGGCAGGUCGUACACGCCAAGGAGGGCUCCAUCCUGCUGGUCACAGGGCAACAGGUGGACUAUGCAGUGAUCGCGUCCCAAGCAGGAGCCACCCUCAACAACCUGCUGAGCCACGCCCAGGAGCUGGUCAGUAAACUGCGCUCGCUACAGCUCGACCAGCGGGAGUUCGUCUGCCUCAAGUUCCUCGUCCUCUUCAGUCUGGAUGUGAAGAAUCUGGAGAACUUCCACCUGGUGGAGAGCGUACAAGAGCAAGUGAACGCUGCGCUGUUGGACUACGUCAUGUGUAACUAUCCUCAACAAACGGACAAGUUCGGCCAGCUGCUGCUGCGGCUGCCUGAGAUCCGCGCCAUCAGUCUGCAGGCUGAAGAAUACCUAUACUACAAACACCUGAACGGAGACGUGCCCUGCAACAACCUACUCAUUGAGAUGCUGCACGCCAAGAGAGCUUAAGGACACUACAACACCCACAAUGCACCUCUGUGCACUGCUUCAGCUGCUAGCCAAAAACG
This is a messenger RNA of Boleophthalmus pectinirostris (great blue-spotted mudskipper), 1854 nucleotides long. It is a transcript of the gene nr5a2, whose product is annotated as nuclear receptor subfamily 5, group A, member 2. Gene Ontology annotation, biological process: regulation of transcription by RNA polymerase II; tissue development; hormone-mediated signaling pathway. The transcript is spliced from 7 exons. NCBI's taxonomy places the organism in Eukaryota, Metazoa, Chordata, Actinopteri, Gobiiformes, Gobiidae. The record is from RefSeq and is a predicted model, not a curated record. Gene Ontology annotation, molecular function: zinc ion binding; RNA polymerase II cis-regulatory region sequence-specific DNA binding; nuclear receptor activity. Bases 224 to 1795 code for a protein of 523 amino acids. Gene Ontology annotation, cellular component: RNA polymerase II transcription regulator complex.